AACAAACGUGUAGUCUUACAUUUUGACCGGAUUUGUGGCACAUAUUCCCUCAAAUAACUGAGGUGUUGGACAGAAAGGAAGAAUAAAUGUCCAUUUCCUUGGUAGUUCUCAGAUUUGAGGUUGCAGAUGAUUUGCCAGGGCCCCAAGGUUUAGAUUACUGUGGUGAGUACCAGCUUAUUAAAGGAUAUGUUCGUUAUAAUUUUGAUCAAUAUAUAUUUUGUAUUUAAUAAUACAGGUUUAUCUAAUACAUUAACCAGCAUGAACUGUUUCAAUAUUACUUUUGAUACAUUUCAUUUGAAUUGUUAAUGUCUUCCUUUGCUCCUUGUACUUAUCUGAGCCAAAAAUGAAGCAGAGAAGAACCUAUAUACUUUUACUUUCAUCAUUAGAAAUUUCACUCUUUUUAUUACACUAUCACAUCAGUAUGCUUAUCCUGCACAUUGUUCUCAAUACAUUUGUUGAGGUGCUGACAAGGAGAAUUUGUUUAACAAUAAAGAGCCUCUUUAGUGCGUGAUCAUCUCCUCCAUCCUAAUGGCGUUAACGUGUGAUUUAGGGAUAAUAUUGUGAGGAGAAAUUAGAUGCUAGUCACUCUUAAGGAUAAAAGGGUUAAAUUUGUAACAAGGAUAUUACUUUCAAUGUGUUUUAGCCCCUGGAUUUAUGGCUUGUAAAGAAAUUUCAGCAUCAGAAGAGGGCCAACUCACAAGUGGAGAAGAAAAAGAGCCCAUGUCUACUGAUGCUAUCUCUGAGGAAAAAAUGAAAGUUCAUCGGGGUGAAAGAUAUGUUCAUGACAUUCACAUUGAAACUCAUGCAAGGAGUAGUGGUAAGCUCAAGGCUGUAGAUCAUACCAUUAUACUUUUUCACAUUGAUAUAAAGUUAGGCAGAUCUGCUCUAUUAUUGGUGUUUUAAAGUAUAAUAGACCUUGUGAGUUUUGUUAUCUUUUUAUUCAGGGGUGAUAAUCUAAGAAUGCUGCUCUUUCUUAGGAAUCAAAAGAGUUAAAUCUUGAAGCAAAGUUAGAGAACCAAGGGAAACUUAAUACUUGUAACUAAUGGUAACUUGCAUCACCAUUCAAAUCAAAAAGUUUUAGCUUGCUUCAUUUUAUUUUGAAGACAAAGAUACAAACUUGGAUUCUGCUCAUGGAGACGAAAAAGAGGAGAAAAGUGUAGGACAGGGAAAGAUAGCUUUCUUCUGUGGAAAUCCAAUGGUAGAGAUCAUCCAGGGAAUUAUUCACAUCUACAAGAACAAGUAAAUAACAACAAAUGAACUCUCUCUCUUUAACCCACCCACUCCCUAGAUCUAAAUAUCAAUUCUCUAAACUGAUUUUUAUACUCUUCUUAUUAUUUUACCCCUGAGAAUUUAGUGUUCAAACAAACAAUAUCCCCUUCUAAAUAAUUUUUUUCACAUUUCUGAAAUCACAUUUGUUCCUUGUGUUCCUGGGAACACAAUCAUAUGAUUUGCCACAGAAUUUUUCUGUGUACAUGGUUUCCUACCUCUCACUGUAAAUCCCAAGAUAAAUCCCCAUUAUCCCUCAGUGAAAUCUGAGAAUCCAUGACAGUUGAUGUACUGUUGACAUAACUAAGGAUGCUAUUGAUCUUUCUAGUGACAUGACUUUGUUAAGUGACGGAGUCCAGCGGAGUGAAAUGGUCUGCAUGUUAGCUGUCCCUGCUAAGAGGACAUGCAAGGAUCUUAUGGAGUUUGUAGCUCCUUCAGAGUGAGUUAAUUAUGUUUCAUAUCAUUAACUGACAUGUUGGUUAUUGCUGACUGUGUGUUCAAUGGAAAUUGCUUUUAACCCUUUUACCUGCAACAGUGUCAAGUAUCUCAUUUCUCAUCUCAUUAACACAGCUGAAUCAAACUUGGAGGUUGGGAGAAUAAAGGAAAUGAAUUUACCAACCAUUCAAGCUCAUGAUGAUUUACAAAAAUCACCAUGUUAGUACCCAGUUUUCUCCUUUCAGGCAUUAACCAGUAACAUUUUCCGCCUGUACUACCUCUUAUUACCAUUUAAAAUUGUUUGGCAUUCUCGAAAAUUCAACAGGUUAAAAGAUUGCUUUACCAGUUUGAAAAUUUAUUUUACCUGUCAUAUGUAAAAUAAGGGAGAGCACUGAGUACCAUAGAAAAUGCUUGGAAAACAGUAUGGAAAAUAUGCAUCCUGAGACUUUGGCUUGAGCUAGGCUUACCAGGUGUAGCUGGGUUGGUGAUGGGGUAGGCUUUGGGGCUUCUACCAACAUGAUCCAGUGUUUUGGACACUUUUCCCGGUUUCUGGGCUCUAAACCAUGUUUUUGGACAUAUGCACUCAGUUCAAUUUGCUGUCCUGGGUUCUAUUUUCUCUUUUAAGGGUGGAACUGUUAUAAAAUGGAACACCUGCUGGUGAUCCAUUCAAUAACUGGUGGGGGAAAAGAGCACAUUAGAAAUAGGCCGCUGAAUGGAAGGAGGCUGUCAACUGGACUAUCAUGAGCAGAUAAAUUGUUUUGCAGUGUAAUUCAUUUGUUUCACACAGAUUGUUUGAUCAUCUAAACAAAAUAUUUCUGUAGGGAGUUUAUUGAAUGUGUCAAGAUCAUCAGAGAUAGCAACCCAAAUCAUUACAUGGUUCUUGUCAAAUUCAGGAAUCAGGUGAGAUCACUAAUAGUAAUAUACAUAAUGGUAAUAGGAGGGAGUGGAGUCCUACUCAGUCUGUAAUCAUAUGAGUGAUGAACAAAAUCGGACGACAGUGAAGCAAGAGUCUGAUUUGUUAAUCAUGAGUAUGAUUACAGACAGAAUUGGGCAACAAGAAGUCCUGUUACCAAUUAAUCAAAACUAUGACAAAAUUUGAGAAAGAAACUGGUACUGGUUGUACAUUUUCAUAAAAACAGUUAACUUGGUGAAAUCUGAGACAACAGUACACACACAUGACGCAUUCUGUCCACUUACACAGGCAUGACAUGUUAACUGUCCCUUUAACUGUCCUAGUACACUGUCCAAUUACAAGCAUGACAAAAUAGACAUAAUUAUAAGUUUUGUAUUUCACUUUUCUUGAUUAUGAUAAAAAUCACAAAAUGUUUUCAAAAAUCUUUUUUUCCUUAAAGGAAAUUGCAGAUGAUUUCUACAAUACAUACAAUGGCCAUCAUUACAAUCUCUUAGAGGAUGAGGUAGGUGAACAAUCCUCUAAAAAGAGGAGUUAUCAAAAUGCUUUAGAAGGGUUGUAUAUUAAGUAAUUUUAAUCUUAAACUCCCAGUAGUGAUUAACAUGGAACUUCUCCCUAAAUAAAUAUAUACAUUAUCCAGCUAACAGGUAAUGAGAAUACUCAAACUUAUCAUGCAGAAGUUUUUGUCUUGAUCUAAAUCUAAAUUCUCGUAACUAAUUAACGAUGAUAUUAUUUAGCAGCAACAGGGGAGAAUUAACGAUCAGAUUUAGGGAAGUUAAGGGGUUGAUUUAAUAGGUAGUAUUUGCUAUUUUUUAAGAAGGUGGGAAGGCGUCUUAAGGGUGCUCAGCUCUGGGUUAAGGAGAUACUAAUUGGGCACUGCUAAAAGAAUAAAGGAAUCAUUUGAAUUAUCUAAAAAAUAUUUUGAUGGUUUCACUUGAUAUUUUUUGUAUGACAGUUGAUAACUAGAAUGUAUAAUUUAUUGGUUCUAUCAUCUGAUGCGUUUUUUAAUGAAUCAAAUACCAUUUUAGGUUUGUCAUUUAGUGUAUGUUGCUAAAGUGGAGACCAAGAAAUUAUCAGAAGUAAGUUGCUGUGAAAACCUCAUGAAUAAAUAAGAAAUAGCCUCUAUUUGGCGCAAAAAUAUGCACGGAUAUUUGUCUGCGGACACUAUCUGUUCCAAGAUGUGGACAGUUCUCCGAGAGCGAAGCUCGAGGAAAACUGUGAGCUUCAAGGAACAGAUAAUGUCCAAGGACAAAUAUACGAGCAUGUUUUCUCGCAAAAUAGAGGCUGUUGUGUUAAUUAUCCUUCAAAUAUUUUGCAACGCGCAUGAAACAGUGUUUACGAACAGCUCACUGUUUGCUGCAAAAUAUAUUUUGUGUUGUGUAUUCUCUGGUACGACGUAAUGAACAUACAAAUAUUUCCCUUACGCCGUUACAACCCACAAAACGUUCUCUCAUCUUCAAUUAAAUUUUUAAUGAAGACUUAUCGUAGUGGAUGUAAAGUUUGAAAAUUGGGGAAUAUCACAUGGGUGAUAUCCUCGACCGCCCCCCUUGGAACAAAUUUAUUUCUCUUCCCAGCCUUUCGCUGCCAUUUAAAUUAUGGCAGCCGUAAUUUUCGUUAUAAAAUAACUGAGCACUCGCGUGCCAAAAUUACGCCUGCUCUGCAGGCCAGAUUGAAGUAUGUUAACUUUAACUUAACGUAUGUAAUUUAACACAUAUGUCAAUUAAAUUUAAAGUGCCGUAUUUCACUGUGCGACCCGCUGAAUUCAAAAUUUUGUUUGAAUUGAAAUCUGCCUCCUCAAUUUGAACCAUGAGAAAUAUAAGAUAUCUUACUAAUCGUUUCGUUUCGUCUGUCUGUGCUGUAAGUUACGGAACCUCGUUUUUAUACGCUCGCGCUUGGGCCACAAAUCCGAGCGUAAAAAAAUCGGUCCGUAAUAAACAGUAUGGACCUCGAACUCGGUUAGUAAGCCGUAUUUAUUCAGCAGCUUCGCUACUAGUUUAUUUCAAAGAGUAGCACUCACAAAAUGAGAGAUUUUCAUGGAAAUUAUCAAUUGUCCGCAUUGGCCAAUCGCCUAAUACUUUAACAUAAUCGUUUAUUGCUGGAACAGACUUUCAGUUUUUCAUAAUUCAGUUAAUCCCCAGUGAGUUGCUUCUGUCCUUUCAUGUGUUUGUAGGCAUCAAUUUGUAUGUAGAGAUUGUAUAUAGAGAGCUGCAGGAGAAGGCAUGUACUGAGUUUAUAAAGCAAUUUGUUUAAAAUUGCAAACAUUUUUCGGCCGUCGCUGUAAUCAUUAGACGGUUCGAGACAUGAAGUCGUUAAUAAUUCAUACUGAAAUAAAUGUUUUCUUUUCUCUUCCUGUAUCAAGGGAGGAAGUCUCCCAUGUGAAGGACUGACUGAACUGCCGAAAUGCCCAGUGUGCUUAGAACGUAUGGUAAGAUUUCAAUUUUUUACGCACUGUAAGUGCUGUCAACCUGCAUUUUGAGCAGUAGACGAAAAGUGAUAGUUUUACGAAUGAGUAGCAAUACGUAUUUUUAUGUUAUUUCGAACUCAAGCAUGCUCCAUUUUAUUUAGUUGGUUCGAUCGUCGAGUAACCUACUGAAAAUUGAAAUUUUCACGUUGUGAACAAACAUCUUGGAAGUAAUAACUCAGCAAUGUUUCCAGAGUUAUAUCAAGGACGUGUUCCUUUGUGAAACAUCUUGUGGGGCUUUACCUGCAGACAGCUUUAUUAUGUGGUGUUUUAUCAACUCCAAAUUCAGGGAAUCAAUAUGAUGGUCCUUCCCGCUGCAGUUGAUAUCUUUACUAUUGAAUUUUUCAUUUACGACUUUUGUGAGCGAGAUAAAAAAACGUUUGGCUUCGGCUUCAAAAGCUUUUAUUAAAUUAAAUUUUGCGUGAGACAAUAGUUUUAUUUACAUUUCUUGGAACAUACGACAUCCAGUGUAUUUUCAAAAAGUUCGGUUUCUCUCGUCUGUUUUUAAAUAACAAAAUGUGCUGUCCUGUGGAGAAGAGAGAUGAUUCUAUCGAAUAGAAUAAGACUUUUGGUAUCAUAACAUCAAAAUACAGCUGUAAAGUUUCUCUGUUAUUUCCUUUCGGUUUCUGUGCGUCACUAAAUAUACCGAAGUACUUGAUGUCACAGAAUAUAGAGGUUGCCAGCUGAAAAUUCAAAAUCCGAAAGUCGCUUCCUGGGAAGUAAAACCAAGAUUCACAGAGUGUUAAAAACUUAAGCCUGCAUCAAAAGAUGAAGUGUUUUAAAUGUCGGGCAAAUAUCAGCUUUUAUUAUGAAUUUAUACUUACAAUCAAACUCAAAGGCUUUGCACAGCGACAGCAACAGCUUUUGGAAAUAAAUUUAAGAUUUUUGAUACAUAUUCGGAUUCAGUAUCUUCAUUUACUUCUGAUAUAUUCCAGAUGUCCACACUCAAGCAAAUUAUUGAAUUUUAAAAUGACUUUUCACUCUAGUUUUCCUUUGCCUUUCAGGAUGAAUCUGUCGAGGGAGUUCUAACAAUUUUAUGUAAUCACUCAUUUCACGGAAGCUGCCUGUCUAAAUGGUCUGAUACGACGUGAGUUUUAUAAAUUUUGAUAGUACUCUUCUCAAAAUGGAAUAUAGCACGAAAGAAAAAUUGAAAAAAUUACAAUCAUUUAGAUGGUUCGUUUGACAGUCAGCACGUUGCUCUGUUCGUCGGUUGGUUGGAGCGCUUGCUCGUUGGACGUUCGGCUGCUUCACGCUGUAACUACGCUUUUCGUCUUUCCGGACGUCAAUCACGCGGCUGGAUUCGUUUAGCGGUCGGUUUGAUACGUGUCUCGUCGUACAGUCGCCGGGCGGUGGGGGCGUCGCUUGGUUCGUCGCACGGUCGGGACGUUUUCGAUUUGUCGGGCGGUCGAUACGUUGGUUAGUUCGUCGAACGUUUGGUACGCUGCUUGUUUUGUUGGACUGACAGUAAUUUAUUUGGUUCGGCGGAUGGUCGAUUCUGUAUGUGCGUCGUCGGGUGGUCGGUUUUGUUGCUUGUUUCGUCGAUCGCUUCGCACAUUCCCUGGUUCGCUGGACGGAUGGUGGGGUGCUCGCUUCGUGAAUUCCUCACACUCCUGAAUCAGUAUGCAUAUUCUCCAUACCCUUCUCCAUAUAUCUCUUAUGGUACUAACUUGGAGAAUUUGUUUAACAAUCAAGAGCUUCAGUUGGCGAUCAUUUCCUUUAUUCUCAUAACCGUAAUGUUUCAUUCAUUAGUACUACUGUGAGGAGAAACUAUAUGUUAGUCACUCCUGGUGGUUACAGGGUUAACCACUCUCACUGGACCGUGACUAAGCGAUUUCUGUUUGGUUGCUACAGUGCUUAAGACUCUUAUAAAUUUAAAAAAUAAGAUACAAAGUCAGCCUGAACCGACUUGAAGAAAUGAUCAGAAAACUGAUUUCGAAAAGAGGUGUUCAAGAAAAUCUGUCAUCGACUGCAAUAAUGUGGUUGGAUUUUUUACUGUUGAGAUUCAUGGUAAUCUCUGUAUCGUUCGUUGAAUCAUGUGUCUUUUGUGAUCCUGAAGUUGUGGAAGACAGUUAUCAUAUUUUUGUCUCGUAGUUGUCCAGUAUGUAGAUAUUCCCAGACUCCUCAGCCCGUCGAUGAUAACAAGUGUUUUGAGUGCGAUUCAAGUGAGGUACGCUUUAUUCUACAGUUAAUUUAAUGGUGGAUCGGGCGAAAGGUGAGGGGGGGGGGGGGGUGGUGUAGGGGUCCAGACCCCUUCUCCAUCAGAUCUGACGGUUUUUUUACACCUAGUUUGGAUGCCCCCAAUCCCCCCCUCUCCUCCUCCUUUAUAAAUUAUUGUAUUUGAUCUCUACAAAUUUAUUUCAUUGUUAACUUUGAAUGACAGGGAGUGUGGGGGUCGAUAACAAGUGUUUUGAGUGCAAUUCAAGUGAGGUACGCUUUGUUCUGCAGUUAUUUUGAUGGUGCAUCCGGGGGGAGUGUCGGGGGUCCGGACCCCUCCGCUAUCAGAUCUGAUGGUUUUGUUAAUCAUAGUUUGGAUGCUCCCAAUCCCCCCCCCUCCCCCUUCAUUAUAAAUUCUUAUAUUUGAUCUGUACAAAUUGAUUUCAAUGUUAACUUUAAAUGUCGCCUUUCAACACGUUUACUCUUAGUUGGAUGUCCAUAGUUGCCAGUCAAUCAAAAGACAGAAAUCAAAACAGAUAACCAAUGAUUGCGACAUUCGCUUUGACAAAGAGCGGCUCUUACUUGGUGUAGAAGACACAGUAUACGUCACAUUAUUGUUUUCAUCUUUUUCUUAUUCCUAGUUGUGAUGAAAUUAUAUUGUGACGUAUACUGUGUCUUCUACACCAAGUAAGAGCCCGAAGGGCUACCUCUCGAAACGUCAGCUUUCAAACUCUUUACGGUGGCUUAUUUACGUUAUUAACUCAGUUGAUAACACUAAAUUACCCUAUUACCCUGUUACUCUCCCACCGACGCAGCACCACAGUUUCUUUAGAAACUUACCCCCUUUAACCCAGGAUUAGGUCGUUUUACUAUCUUUUAAUCUGCUAUUUGUUUAGGAAGGUCGUGCCAUCCUGUUAACCAAUCACACGCAAGACUAAAACCAGUAUCGACUUCCUCUUUCCCCUUUACCAGCGCCUCGGCCAGUUUGCUUGUUAUUCUUCCUUGUGUUGUGUACCUUAUCCGGAUUGGCAGUGUUGAUUACUUUGGUUUUGGUUGUACGAGUCUCAGUCGAAUUUCGCUCUGCACGAAAUGUUUUAUGCUGCCUCUUUCAGUUGUAUUUCCUUUUACCCGUUUAGAGCCUGUGGAUUUGUCUCAUCUGCGGUCACAUUGGUUGUGGUAGAUAUCUUAGAUCUCACGCGAAAAGGUUAGCAACAGAUUUUUCUAUUAACCCUUUAACUCCCAUGAGUGACCAAGACAUAAUUUCUCCUUACAAUAUCAAUACAAUAUCAACCAGAUAAUUGAUGAGAAUAAAAAAUAAUAUAAAAUUGGGGAUAAUUAGUUGAUCCAAUACUGAUUUCUCUGAGCUAAUUUUAUGAGAAUUUUCUGGUUGACAGUAAGGAGAAUUACAAAUUUCAUCUGGGAAAAUUUCCUUUUUUUGACGAAAGUAAUCCAGGAUUGCAUCAGUGUUGCCUUACUUCUCUAUGAUUGGACCAGAAAACUUACACCACUCUCUAAAGGAUGCAGAAGCAAAGCUAAAAGUAACAAGCAAUUUUUUGUAACUAAGUUAAGGUCGUUUUGUAAUAUUUUUUCCCUUGAUCUGAUCGGCCCACUAUUGCAAUUCCUUUUCACUAUGUUUUGGAUUUAGGACAUUAAAUCGAAAUGUGAUUUUAUGCUUUUAAUUGACGGCAAUGUAUGAGAUCGAAGUCGAAUUGGAACAAAUAGAGAAAUUUAAACUAUUUCUGCUUAGUAUACGUCGUCGUUUUUCUAAAUUUAUAGACAUUUCCAGGAAACACAUCAUACAUAUUCCUUAGAGCUUGGAACACAGCGAGUUUGGGACUACACAGGAGGUAGGACACAAGUAUUUGCAGGGACACUUCCUCCUCUUUUGUUCUACUGCGGUCAAUUUUGAAGAAUUGUUCAUAACUCCAAUAUUUUGAUUUAUCCACAGACAACUUUGUUCAUCGUCUGAUCCAGAAUAAAACCGACGGCAAGCUUGUUGAAUAUGGCUCAGAACAACAGGUAAAUCACGUAGAACAAAAAAAAAGAAAAAACUGUUAGUCUGUUACCUAAUCCUUUCACUUACACAGGUGACCAAAAAUGAAUUUCUCUUCUCUAUAUUGAUAGAUUUCCGACCAGAAAUGCAAUGAAAAGGAUAUCCACAAGGAUAUAUUCUUUGACCUAAGACUAAAUUCUCGCAGCUGAAAUUAUAAGAAAUGAAAGCAGACAGUGUGGAAAGUUUAAAUUUAGAUCUUGAGGGUGAACGGGAGCAUAUCCAACCUCGUUCCCAGGGCUUUUCCCCUUCCACCCAUGCCUUCAGGGGCACGGGAAAACGAGAGAUCCUGGGAUCGAGGCUGGAGCAUGUCUUGACUUCUUCUAGACGGGAUGCCAAGUCCCCGCAGGUAACCCCCAGAGAAUUAUUCAGUAUACCCUGAAAUUCAAAGUUAACAAGCAACAAAACUUUCAGCAAAUGUUUCAUCAUUAUUUUUUUUGAGUUGGUUGCUGUUGUCUUUGUGGCAGGUUGCGGAUGAAGAAAAAAUGGAUUCACUGUCACUGGAGGUACCUUAAGUUUGUGUCUGUUCUAUGACUGUUAGUUUGUUAGUUUUGAACUCUGAAGACAAUUUUUUUUAUUAUGUAUGAUCAGUACUGCUGUUUCAUUCCUAGUAUACCUACUUAUUGACGAGCCAGUUGGAGAAACAAAGACUUUAUUUCCAAGAUAAGAUAACUCAAAUUGAAAAAGAUGCCGUAGAACAGGUCAGGAUUUACAUCGUAGAACCUCUUUUCAUGGCACAAAGUUCCAAUGAAGAGGCUAUGUUUUAGGCCAAGCCUCUAUUUCCACUACAUACAGUAUAAAAACCGCACGAAAAAGACAUCUAUUCUAUGUCAGAUUGAAAGGAUUCCUAAAUACUUAAUCUAUCUUCACAGAGAACGUUUUCGAUUUUAUUGAUCCUAACAGUAUGCAGAACGUUUGACAUAUUAAAAAAUUAUUCGCCUCAGACUCGGGGAUUAUUCAACAAUAUUCACUGACCCUGAGGCGAUUAGUUGUCUUAGCACAAUUGCUCAGUUGAUUUCGAAUUCUUUUGUAAAUUCGUUUUGUUUUUGAAACCGUUCUGUUACAGUUGUUUUGAUUACUCGUAUCGAGAUACGCAGUCAGUUUCCACCAGAAUUAACAGGUGUAUUCAAUUCAAUCAGCAAAACUACAUAUUCUGAGAAGUGUUACCCAAACUUAGUAGCGUCUUUUAUGUCCUUCACGGUGGGAUUUUCUUCUAUCGCGUUUAACAUUUUCUGUGUAACAUUGACAAAAUGCGAGGGAGCCAUUUGAAAUUUAGCGCUCCUGCCAUAAUCACGUCGCGCGAGUUGAUUAUAGCGAGAUAUGACGCAAUCCUCGACCAAUCAGAGCACGCGCUUCUCUAUAAUCACCUGAGCAAUUAAACUAAAUAACACUGAUAUGGAUUCAGCAUACACCGAACUCACUAGCAAGUGUUUCACAGCUCGGCCGGUAGAGCAUCCUGGGAGCAACUCCAGAAUACCCGGCCACUCAUUUACAUGUCAUUGAAUAAGAAUAGCAUCUAUUGUGUUAUGCCUCGAUCUUCAAAUCCACCCGACACAUGUAAGUGAGGCGAACUAAAGUGCCCGGGUAUUCUGAAGUUUAGCCGCAUCCUGCCACAAAGUUAGCACUGAAUAAACUUCCAAGUCUCGUUUACCCACUCUGUGAACAAAUUAUAGACAUACGUAGUUCCCCAAAUAGUUUCGUAUCGGAUGAAGAAAAAUUGAAAAUUUAGAGCUCGGUUCUCGAACGAUCUUCCAUGCUUGACGUCUGCUGUGAUUUUUCAAGUUUAUCCUCUUGUAUGGCUCUGGAACAUAUGGUGUACACUGGUGUCUCUAGCUGUAUUGUCUAAUUUUAGGUAUUCCUUCUUUUUUGGGGAAAUAUUUCAGAGGAAUAAUAUGGAAGAGAGAACAAAGAAAACACUGGAGGAGUGUAAGAAGUUGGAGUUGAAGCUUACCGAAGUUGAGCAGGAAAAGAAGAAUUUGGACAAAAAAUACACACAGGUUAGAGCUUCCAGACAUGAUGUUUAAAGCUACAGCAACGAUAACAACAACUGUUGGACUAAUUUGAAUUGAGUACUGAAAAUGAUUUGCGUUGGUUUAGCUUUACCUUGUUCUGUGAUUGGUCCUAAAAACUCCACCAUCUUUUCAACCAAUCAAUCAGUAAUAAUAAAUAAAUAAUAAAUGGGAUUUAGCAAGAGGUGGCUCUCCUUUUCCACGAAGUCCAGGUCGAAUUGGAAUUUAGAGUGUUAGUUUUUCUGGAGGGAGGAAAACCAGAGGGUUCAGAGAAAACCCUUGGAGCAAGGACGAGAACCAACAACAAACUCAGCCCACAUGUGACACCAGGUCCGGGAAUCGAACCCAGGCCACAGUGGUGGGAGGUGCGCACUCUCACCACUGCGCGAUAUAUGUUCCCACAAAUCAAUCAAAUGCGAGAAUCUUACCAAAAGCUUUUUUUGGCGUGUUUGAUCCAAUUACUCUAACUUUGUAUGUUUUUUUCCCAACGAAUCCUAUUGUUUUUGUUUUGUUUUCUUUUGUAUUGUUUGCUUCACAGGUUGCAAGUAAGGUUGGCAAGCUUGUUAAAGAUCUUAAAGACGAGCAAGAGGUAUGUGGAGCUUCACUAAAAUGGCCGGUUUAUAACGUAUAAUGAAGUUUCAAUUAGAUGUCGAAAAUAAUCGAAGGCUGUUUGAUUUUUCUUUUAUUCUCUACGUGAUUGGUUGAAUUGUUCAUCUCGCACCAUACUUUCAACCAAUCAUAUUCAAAAUUAAAACCAACCGUUACUCCUUCUGUGGUGUUUUCCUGCGCUCCAGGAUUUUUAUUACCUGAAGUUAUAUUGAGUUGUCAUUGACUCAUUGUUUUAUUUACCUUUGCUUUGAUUGGCUGUUGCAAUCAAAUAGCUUUUCGUUUUGCGACACCUAAUCAUAAGGACUAGGGUGCGUUGUUACUUCCUUUAACCCCUUUACUCCCAGGAGUGACCAAGACAGAAUUUCUCCUUAUAAUAUCGAUAUAAAAUCAAGAUGUCGAGUGAUGAGAUCAAAGAAGAGUAUCAAUUAGGGGAUUAUUAGCUGAUCCAAUACCAAAUUCUCAGAGUUAACAUCAGAAGAAUUGUAUAUUAGACAGUAAGGAGAAUUACUAAUUAGAUCUUGGGAGUUAAAGGAUUAAAAAGUGACUAGAAAAGUAUAAAGGGUGUGUGAACUGGUUCCAAUUUUGUCAUUUUUGUUUUCAGUUAAACAAAUGUUUGCUAGAUAAUCAAAAGUUAUGGCAAGAAAAGGUGAAGGAAACGGAAGACAAACUGAAAGAUGUGGAGGCAACCAGACAACAGGUAUUAUAUCACACAAUCCUCCGGAUAUUUCUACCUUUGGCUAUCAACUUAAAUUGACCCUUUGAGAUUUGAUCUUUUCCUUUUCGCAGGAAGUGAGAGAUCUUCAAGAACAAUUAGCGGAUCUUAUGCGUCAUUUGGAAAUGCAACAAGCAAUAUCAAACACACCGGUUGAAACGCGACAGGUAAUUUUUAUUUCAUCAGCACUUGCGAUGUUGACCAGAUGCAUGCAACUUAGUUAUGUUCCCUCCUUUAUCCCACGCCUGAAAGAUUUCUUCGCAUCAGAAAGAUCAAUCGAGUCAAUUAAAAGUCACACUAAGAUCGAUCAUUAGCUUUUUUGCGAAGACUUCACUACACUCGAAGACAAAAUUAAUGAUACUUUUAUGGCAGCGCUUCCCUCAUCUAAGUCGUGUAUAAACAGUGCGAUGUGGUCUUCACGGGCCUCUAGGGAAAAAAAUAGCUUUAUUCUUCUCUGUUAUCGUCUUAAACCUUUCCACUCCCGAGACCUCAAGUCUCCUUACUGUCUGUCAUACAUUUCUUAUAAUCUUAGUUAUAAGAAUUUGGUUGUACAACGAAAGCUGGAACAAUUUAUUUCUACUACUGUAAACAACUAAAAGAAUUUACAAGAUUAUAAUUAUAAAUAAAUAAAUAAACAGUACAUCAAGUUGUUACUCCUUAGCUGACAUUGUUCUUUUUUCCUCAUCACUUGUCUGCUUGAUAUUAUAUUAAUAUUUUAAUACGAAGUUUUAUCUAGGUCACUUGUUGAAGUUAAAGCUUCUAAGUUUCCUCUUUCCUUAUUCUACAGGAGUUGCAAGAUGGUCAACUUUUCCUGGGAGAGGGAUCGUCUCCGGCGCACCAAUCAAAGGGAAAAUCGAGACGGAAAAAAUAAGUCACACAACCAGACACUUUAAGCUGGCAAUUAUCGAUUCCUGUAACUACCUACGAAGUUAUGCAACAUCAGGGGAACGUCAAGAAACGGAGAGCCAAGGCUUGGACUCAAUUUACGAUUCGAUUAUCGGGGGAGAAACAGUAACGUGGGUAGGGCGCUUAUGUAACGUUAGUAGGGCACUUGCGUAAUGUUAGUAGGGUACUUGGUUAACGUUGGGGCACUUAGGUAACUUUGUGGCACUAAGGUAACGUACAGGCACUUAGAUUGCAUGUCAAACCCAAGCACCUUCUGCUUAGCAAGUUUAAUGAAAAUCUUUCUCCCAAUGGAGUUAAAUAUUUAAAAAUUUAACAUCACUGCAACAGUUUGAAUGCAUCACUAUUUAUAAACAAUAUUAAUAAUAUCUAAUCUAAAAUACUUCAACAGCUCUUUUACAUUGUUUUUUUUCCAUCGACAUUUCAUUUAAAAUAGUUAAAUAUAAAUCUUAUCUGUGAGAUUGACAAUCAUAUUGAUGAGGGCCGGAAAGGGAGCGGAAGAUGGCAACUACCAAAAGCAAUUCCUCCACAGCAAAAACAGAUCGAGGGCUGCAACAAAAAGCUUUUUUUUUGGAAGUGAUUUUAAUAUUUUCCAGCACGUUACACCUUACAGUUUAUAAGUUGCGUGAAGCUGUUCCAGAAUUAUUAUGUGCCUUCUUGCCAACAACCCCAUUUCCCAUCCCAC
This is a messenger RNA of Pocillopora meandrina, 14194 nucleotides long. The record is from the annotation of a GenBank genome assembly. NCBI's taxonomy places the organism in Eukaryota, Metazoa, Cnidaria, Anthozoa, Scleractinia, Pocilloporidae.